AGGCAGAAUUAUGUCUAUGUCCCCAGUUAUGGGAAAUGUCACGAGCCUGAUGACGAGGCAUUUAUAUUUUGCAAUUGAGAACAGAAAGUCAUGGGAUAGUAUUUUAGAUAUUGCUUAUACUGAGUGUGUAUUAGCAGAGUUGAGAUUUUGGUCAGACAGUUUGACAAAUCUUAAUCAGAAGAAAUUUGUGAAUGACACCUUACCGAACAUAGUGGUGUAUUCAGAUGCUAGUAAUGUAGCCGCAGGUGCUUUUACUGUAGAAGUGAAUGAAAAAGUUUUUCAUUCCACAUGGAGCGAAUAUGAGAAAACCAUGAGUUCAACUUGGCGAGAACUAAGGGCUAUUCAAUUAGCUUUGUAUUCAUUUAAAUCUGUUUUAAAAAAUAGUACUGUUAAAUGGCACACAGAUAAUCAAAACUGUGUAAAAAUAAUCAAUAGAGGUAGCACAAAAAUGCACUUACAGUGUUUCGCAUAUGACAUUUUUAAAUUUUGUUCGAAUGAACGAGUCAUUGUACAACCAAUAUGGGUACCUAGAUCAGAAAAUAGUAGAGCUGAUUUUUUGUCUAAAAUGAUCGAUAUAGAUGACUGGCAAACAUCGCCAGAGUUUUUCGAAUUCAUGGAUAAUCUAUGGGGUCCUUAUACCGUUGAUAGAUUUGCAAAUUUUGCUAAUACAAAAUUGAAGCGAUUUAAUUCAAAAUUUUGGAAUCCCGGGAGUGAAGCUAUUGAUGCUUUUACACAAAAUUGGAAAAAUGAAAAUAAUUGGAUAGUACCUCCAAUUGAUUUAGUUUCUAAAAGUAUAAACCAUUUAAUACUCUGUAAAGCAGAAGGUACCCUGAUAGUACCAAAAUGGCCGUCCUCAUCGUUUUGGACUUUAUUAUUUAGAAAAAACAUGGAAUUUCGUCAUUAUGUAUUGGAGGUCAUUGAAUUUUCAAGUGAGCAAUGCAUAUUUCUUCAAGGGAACAACAAGAAUUCCAUUUUUGGCUCAAAGAAAUUUAAUUCUGAUGUUUUAGCAGUUAGGCUAAGGACAAUAUGUAAAUAACUGUUUUUGUUUUUCUGUGAUAUACACAUGAAACACGUUGACAAGGCUAUAGAAAGAUAGCGAGGUCUUCUUUAGAAAUCUGACAAGGCUAUAGUACAGAGCAAGGUCAGAAAUGAUUAUUUAUGAAAUGCAUUUGCCAUGUAUAUAUUUUUUUAUUUACUAUUUGUUUGAAUUUUUACAUUUUUCAGAUAUUUUCAGCGUUGGUAGGUGGUCAUCGGACACUCUUACACAACACCAGCACUUACAAAAUUUAGCAAAGUGUCUUCCUGAGUUUUGUCUACAAUCCAGAGCUGAAAAUACGCGAAAGAAGUACAGAUUGGUGUAUAGGUGUAUAUAUUUUGCAUUUAUUAUGGAUGGCUGACUGUGACUGAGCCAGUAUGACUGUUGUUUAGUGUCUCAAUAAUGAGAAUAAGCAGUAGUGUGCUUGAAUGGCUUUUGAA
Messenger RNA from Mytilus trossulus (common blue mussel), 1476 nucleotides. RefSeq lists its product as uncharacterized. The record is from RefSeq and is a predicted model, not a curated record. Gene Ontology annotation, molecular function: nucleic acid binding. The transcript is spliced from 2 exons. Lineage: Eukaryota; Metazoa; Mollusca; Bivalvia; Mytilida; Mytilidae. Bases 11 to 1036 code for a protein of 341 amino acids.